UAGAGGAAGCUGGAUUGGGCGCAAUGCUGGGCAGCCAAAAGGCCGCUUGUUUCCAGCUUCUCUGACCAGCGACGACGACACUUCUUACGUCUCAACAAGAACAUUCACAGAUAUGAUCUUCACUAAUCCUUUAAAACCCUCCGACAUUCAACUUCUUCGACUAGAAAUCUAUUAUUCAUACUCAAAUUCACAGUACCUGCAUCGUUCACCUACAACGUGUCCGCCUAAACCACGCCAACCUCAACGAUAAAGACCAUUAUAUUGCUCCUGUCGUCUUGUCCUACACAUCACCGGUUCAUUGGAAACUGCGCGACUUGAUCAAGGUCUGCGCUUGCCUCACAUGUCCACAAAGGUCUUGACACCGCCUCAAAAGGCUCCUCGCGUGAAACAUCACAAUUCCACCGACGAGACGAUAGGCGAACCCAACACGUCACAUACAACCCCAGUACGGUCGAACAGAAAUCGCCAGAAGAGCAACAAACACAACCAUGAUCAGAAUUAUCAUUCCGAAUCUCAGGUGGUCGAUUCCAAUACCGAUGUGGAAAACCAAACGACGGGCAAUGUGACCGAUGAUGGUGUCGCGGGCUCCGAGAGCGCCCAGAACAUGAAGCGUAAGCGCCCUCCCAAACCAAAAAGAAGCCCAUAUCAUGGGAACGAAGGGUAUGGCUCGCCACCGUACAGACAUUCUGGCCAUGCUGUUGUACCAGAGCCGGUACCUGCUACAACGCCUGGUCCCAAACCGAUGGCAUACGCUGGUCCUACGUUUCAUGCUUCUCCUGCACCUUCGACUCUUCCGAAGCCAAGGUUCUUUUCGAAAUCAGUGCCUGCCGAUGUGAACGAAUCCGGCCUCCAGGCCCGUAUGGAGGCAGAUCAAAGAAGAAGUCCACCACCUGUUGGGGAAGAAAUCUCCGUACCGCCACGGAACGAGGAGUCACCUUUGGAUUUCCUAUUCAAUUCAGACCGAGAACAGAAAGCGAAAAGAAGUAGUGGGGUCUUGACACCAAAUAGCAGCACCCUCGACCGGACUGACUCACGCGAAAGUUCUUUCGGUGGUUUGUCCCGGCAACACAAUCGACAGCCUUCAGCCGGGUCUGGAAGGUUGUUCCCUAUAGAACUUGAAGGAAGCGAUGCCAAUGCUUCUCGCCAUGGAAGUCACCCUAGGAGCCCGAACGAAAUAUUUGCGUCGAAUCGUUCCAGAACUUCUCCUUCGACACUCCCACGUGCCCGGAAUCCCUAUCAUGAUCAGGAGAAUAUGACUCAAUCUCUGAAAGCCAAAUUAUUUGGCCCCCCUGGACGAGAUCCUCAGACAGGCGCCAAAGCCACGCCAAUCCGGUCCGACUACGUGCCAGAGUUUCACAGUCCUUCUCCAUUCAACCGUCCCGGUCCAGGCUCCCGAAGCACAUCCGGUCCUGCCACUCCGGUACAGCAGCAGCAAGAUCAGGUUCCUAUGCUUGACACAUACCACUAUGGGAACCGGAACCUGUCGCCUCUGUUCAAAGCUGCGCAAGGCGACACUAGGCAACGAUCGUCAGGUCUACGUCAAGAGAUUGCAUCGCCCCAGCAACCAAGAUAUUCGGCAUCAUCCAGAGACGCCGUGCCAACACCUACUUCUCCCGGCCGCUUUGGUCCUUUGCCUCAUGACGUCUCCGCAUUCUCCAGAAACUACUUGAAGUCGCACAUAUCCAAUGCAAGUCCAAUACCGGGAGGCCAUCAAAAUGCAUAUACGCAGCCUGUGCCACGUUACUCAAAUCCAUCUCCAAGUGGUCCACUAUAUAAGUACCAUGCAUCCUCAGUUGAUCUGGUUCCCAAUUUACCAGAUAGAGCACCCUAUAAUCCCACUCAACCAACCGGCUACCGUGCAACUUCAGCUGGCGCAUCAGCUUCUCCAGAUGUCCAGGAUAUGGAAUCUAGACUUCGCCAGAUGUUGAAUUUAAGUGGUAGCAACGGCAGCAAUACUGGCCUGGGGUAGAGGCAGUUUGGUCAUUUCGAUUUGAAAUUGGCGGCACGAGUGUACUGUGAUAUUUGAGCUGGGAUUCGAUGGCGUUGGGAUGGUUUGCAUACCUCGAGUUAAAGAGUUCACUUUGUCAUUCGCGGUACCUUUGUAUUCUCCUUUUCAUUUCUGCCAUUUCCUAUCAAUCUUUAUUUCUGCAUUUCUUCUUGUUAUGUUCUCGUCACAGAUCGAAACCUGGUGUUUGGAUGAUUCAUUGGUGUGCUUUUUGGGCCUCGUCAGAAUGCAUGGGUAUUGGCAGUCCUUUUACUGUAUAUUCUGCCUUGAUGACAAUGAUCGACAUCUAGCACGAAACCUGGGUUGGCUAAGUCAGCUCGCCAAGAGCGACUCGGGAGCGAUCAGGUAGAACACGAUUGGCUCUUUAUGAGAUAAGAUAUGUUCGAUACGGUUCCGCUAUGUAGUCGAUCAGGACC
Pseudovirgaria hyperparasitica is the source of this 2421-nucleotide messenger RNA. RefSeq lists its product as uncharacterized. The record is from RefSeq and is a predicted model, not a curated record. Bases 341 to 1969 code for a protein of 542 amino acids. The transcript has a single exon. Lineage: Eukaryota; Fungi; Ascomycota; Dothideomycetes; Acrospermales; Acrospermaceae.